Solenopsis invicta (red fire ant) is the source of this 3297-nucleotide messenger RNA. RefSeq lists its product as uncharacterized. The coding region runs from base 1573 to 3099 and encodes 508 amino acids. The record is from RefSeq and is a predicted model, not a curated record. NCBI's taxonomy places the organism in Eukaryota, Metazoa, Arthropoda, Insecta, Hymenoptera, Formicidae. The transcript has 2 exons.
ACAUAUUAUAAUAUUUUAUUUGUCAUUUAGCGAAUCGUAUGCAAUAUUAUCUGAAGCAUAAGCUAUUAAUUCACAUUCAAUAUGUGAACUUUUAUCAUAAAUUUUUCGCAAAAUAUUUACUGCAUCGUUUUUAUUAGUGAUGCAAUUCUGAUGCAAGUAAGUUACAAAAUGUUUAUAUUUGUCAGUAACAUUAUUCAUAUUCUGACACAGUGCGAAAUAUACAUGUUCAAUACAAUGCUCAAGUUCAAACAUAAAUGAUACAGUUGCAGGCUUCAUGCGAAUAUAAGUAUUGUGUAAUGUUAAUUUUAUAUUAUGUUCUUCACGCAGUUUAAUCUGCUGCACAAUCAGUUCGUGAAUCAAUAAUGGAGCCGUUUUUGACUGCAUAAGUCCCUCGAUGUCCAUACGUUUCUCAAUCAACGAUCUCCACGUUUUAUAAGGCAGAGCAAUUUGAUUUCCGCGGUUGUCACCCAGCACCAAUUCCACGUAGGAUAUAGAUCCUGCGUUGAUUCCGAUAUCCAACCAUUUAUAAGAUGUAAGAGUUAGUGCAAACCUUCUCCCCAAAAUGUGUGAUGUGUAUCGUGGUGACGUUCUGUAAAUAAGAUUACAGAUUAAUGAGAUAAAACAAAAAAUAUUGAUGAUGAUGAUGAUGAUGAUGAUGAUGAUGAUGAUGAUGUUCUAUAAGUAAUAAAUAAAAUAGAGAUUUUAUAAGAAACAAUGAAAUAUGAAAAAAGGUAUAUAAAAUAAUUAUAGAUACUUACGAUUUCUCACAUGCUUCGGUCUGGAUCGGAAUGUAGUAGUUCAUUGAUGUGUGUGGCAAUGUUCUGUAAAUACAAAAUAUGGAUAUGUAGAAGCAAAAAUAUGAAAAAUAUAAUUUAAGGAAUGUAUAAAAAUGUAUAGAUACUUACGAUUUCUCGCAUGCUUUGGUUUGGAUUAGAACGUAGUAGUUCGCCAUUUCUCUCGUAUUUUUCAAGAGUUGUCCGCUAACAAUGAGCAACUGAUGAGAGUAACGUUUUUAAAGUUCUUUUUAUUUUAUAAUCCCCACCACCAUAUUGACAUCAAAUGUGGAAAUUACAUAUUUUAUGAUGAGAUCAUACACAUAUUCAAACGUAAAUCUUGCAAGCGUUGACAGAUGUGAUGAGAUCGCAGGAUAGUAAAACUCAGUUUUAGACACGUUUGAAUGUAAUUUAAUAUUACAAUGAAAUCAUAUAGUAUUGCAGAUUUGCAUUUUCAGCAUAAAAGCAUGCGUCAGAGUACAGCAGCUGUGAUGAUAUCAUAGGCACUGAUAUCACAGAUCUAUAAAAUUAAUUUAGACACACGUUUGAAUAUAAUUUGGCAUUACGAUGAAGUCAUGGAGCAAAUGUGACAGUUUUGUAUUUUUAGCGAACGCCUGCUGUGACUCGUUUAAAAGCAAUUUGAUAUCACGAUGAGAUCAUUUAAUAAUUUUACAAAGUCAGUGAUAUCAAAUAUACAUGUGAAUCUUACAAGCGCCGAUUUAUGACAGCUAAGAAGACUUUAGACAUGUAUCAAAUGAUACACUGUGAAUAACAUUUAAAGUGAUGGUGUCAUUAUAAAAUGACAAGAUCGCGAUGCAUCCCAUCAGUCUAUGCAGUCAAGCACAUUGUCCAAAUGGAGCAAACGGAGCGCGAUUUGGUAGAGCAAUCCACUCGAUUGAAUACGCAUAAAGAGUAUAUGGCGUGGGAGCAACGUUGUAUCGAGUUCAUCGAAUCGCUAGAUGGACGCAGCCGCAGUAAAUAUUCGCGAUUGUCAAUUGGCGGAAGACAAUCUGUGAUCGCUUGUAUCACGCGACUAGAAGGUUUGAAACAAAUGAUGCGUGGACGGUUUGUGCAAAUGGGCCCUGGAUAUAGUGCAGGACUCCGAUGGCGUGAGAUAGAUACAGUUUUUGAAAGUCGUAUACUGACUGGUGCUGUGAUUAAUUUCGAACACAUUGAACCGUAUCAAUUUCUAGAGGAUGCGCGAGAAAUUGUGCUUGAGCACGUGCAAAGUGUCAUGCAGAGAUAUGGCAACGUAAAGAUAAACGUUAUUUUUAAUGGUGAAUUUGUCGCAGGUGACAAACGCGCUAAUAAGUGUAUCACAACAAGAAAUUAUGAACUCUUUCAAUGCUCCGAUUUGCAUGAGUGGUACCAGUUACACGUCAUCGAGAUAAUCCUAGCAUCGUUGGAGGAAUUCCAAGAACGCGAUAGCGGAUGGGCGUUGUCGCGUAUACUAAAUUUAACAAUAAAUAUAAACAAAUAUAACCCUUUGCAUGCAGGAUGCAACAUCCAGUUACCAAGUAAAAUUAUGAUGAAGAAAGCGGUAGUUAAUGUAAAAUCAAAUGACAAUGCAUGUUUUGCAUGGUCAGUGGUGGCCAGUCUGCAUCCUGCCGAAAGGAAUACAGAUCGAGAAUCUUCAUAUCCACAUUAUUCUACGGUAUUAAAUCUGAAAGGCAUUGAGUUUCCAAUGACACUGUCACAAAUUAAAAAGUUUGAAAUUCUCAACAAAAUCUCCAUUAAUCUAUACUGCAUCGAGGAGAAGAAAUUAUCUAUUUUUCCUAUACGACUCACCGAACGAAAAAUGGACAAACAUAUAAAUCUGCUAUACGUGCAGGAUGACAAUGUGGGACAUUUUGCGUUGAUAAAGAAUAUGUCCCGUCUCAUGAGUUCACAACUCAGUAAGAAAAAGAAUAAGAAAUUCUUUUGUGAUCGAUGUCUACAUUAUUUUAGUUCGAACGACAAGUUGGAAAUUCACACAAUGGACUGUGGAAAGAUAAACGAUUGCGCUAUCAUAUUACCAAGCGAAGAUGACAAAUGGCUAAGCUUUAAAAAUUACUGUCGAAAGGAACGAAUGCCGUUUAUCGUAUACGCCGAUUUGGAAUGCAUCCUGGAGAAGACUGAGGAUGAGAAAAAUUACCAGCAUCAUCGAGUAUUUAGCAUAGCAUAUUAUGUACACUGUGCGUAUGACAAUUCGCUAUCAAUGUAUCGGUUUCAUCGCGAUAAGAAUUGUAUCGCGUGGUUCGUUGAGCAACUUAAAGAUUUAGCACAAAUUGUAAAUAAUAUUCUGUCGGUUAAUGUUCCCAUGGAUUUAACACAAGACCAAUUUUAAAUAUCUCCGUAGUCCAAUUCGGUGUAUAACCUUUAUCAAAAAUGGUCUUAAAUUUGCUCGCGCGUACCGAUUCACCCACUUUGAACCGCGCGGGUGCAUCAAUUUUUAUGCGACUAUACACAGUGGAUAAGAGUUUUUCGGCAAUCGCAGGGGUAACAUUGAUAGGUCGCAUACCAAUAGUACGAUGCCUUUGCGAGU